Molecule: messenger RNA, 824 nt
Organism: Kickxella alabastrina
Lineage: Eukaryota; Fungi; Kickxellomycota; Kickxellomycetes; Kickxellales; Kickxellaceae
Product: Maf1 regulator-domain-containing protein
Exons: 3
Coding region: 115-723 (202 amino acids)
Biological process (GO): negative regulation of transcription by RNA polymerase III
Cellular component (GO): nucleus
Molecular function (GO): RNA polymerase III core binding
Source: RefSeq, a predicted model, not a curated record
ACCCUCUUUCUGCUCUGCAUUUCUCACCUUUUAGCAAUCGAUUUUGCACUAUUUGUAUUCUUAUAGCACACCACCAUUCGUUUUUUAUUCCUUUUUCACAACUACGCUUUUACUAUGAAAUACCUUGAUAUAGAAUCACUCAGAAACCUCAACUCGCGCCUUUCUUUCCCAACCAGCAGCGGCGACCGACAUGUGCUGGGAAGGGUAGAGUCGUAUUCAUGCAAGGUGGCCGGCGCAGAUAAGAAGUUGUAUCGGCUCCUCGAACAGAAACACCAGGAGGACCUCGAGGAGGCCAAGGGCCUGUCUCCUGAGCAGAGCUCGCUGACCAACACUUUCUCUCCGUUUGGGCCACUCACCCAGUCAGCAUCACGCAAAACACUGUUUUAUCUUCUCGCGACACUCAACGCGAGCUUCCCGGACUAUGACUUUAGCUCUGUGCCUGCCGACCGAUUCACAAAAGAACCUUCGCCGGACUCUGCAAUAAAGUCAAUCAACAACACACUGGUGAAUGUUGGUUCCCCCGCUACGCUCCGGGUUGUCCGGAUGUGGGAUAGCAUCGACGAGAUUAUUAAUAUUGACGAGUGCAGUGUUUAUUCGUACACGCCCGACGACGAGUCCAACCACUACGAGGACGAGAAUCCAGUUUGGUCUUUCAACUAUUCUUCUUCAACAAGAACCUCAAGCGCAUCGUGUUUUUCACCUGCCGCUGCAUCAGCAACAUGACGAGCUCGACGAUACCAGUGACCAGGAGCUUAUUUUCGGAGAUCUGGUCGACGAGUCUGUCGAGACUGAGUUCUACCCCACCUCCCAGAACGCCCUCAGGA